AUGGCGGAUAAAGCUCGCUUCGACACACGACGUUUGUUUGAACUGACAACUGUACCAAGUUACAGAAAUAUUAAAUCAAAACUGUACGAAGGUUACACUUCAAAGGAAAAGCAGGAGCUGGCGCAAGAAGACCAUACUGGCUUCCAGAAUUUCCUACGGGUGGACUCGGCCUUGUUCCAAGAGAUUCUGGAUCGUGUUGGUCCUAAAAUUGAAAGACAGGCGACAUUCAUGAGGGAACCACUUGAACCCGCUCUACGCUUGGCCAUCACUCUUCGUUACCUGGCGACUGGAAACUCAUACAAGACCCUUGAGUACGAAUUCAGGGUGGCUAACAACACAAUUUCCCGCAUUGUACCAGAAACAUGCAACGCAAUCAUCAAUGAGUUUGCAGAGGAAUUUCUGAAGUGUCCAUCAACACCAGAUGAGUGGAGAGCAGUGGCUGAAGGGUUCUCAAACAAGUGGAACUUUCACAACUGUUUGGGGGCUCUUGAUGGCAAGCAUGUAGCGAUCAGAGUGCCCAGUGCUUCCGGAUCCGUAUAUUACUACAAGGGAUUCCACAGUAUUGUACUCAUGGCCCUUGUGGACAGCCAGUAUCGCUUCCUAUAUGUGGAAGUGGGUGCAAAUGGCGGGCAAAUUCAGAUUCCUUCUCGACCCAAUGGCCCAAAGGACUGA
Messenger RNA from Gigantopelta aegis, 672 nucleotides. RefSeq lists its product as uncharacterized. The record is from RefSeq and is a predicted model, not a curated record. NCBI's taxonomy places the organism in Eukaryota, Metazoa, Mollusca, Gastropoda, Neomphalida, Peltospiridae. Bases 1 to 672 code for a protein of 223 amino acids. The transcript has 5 exons.